UGUAAUGCAGUCAAGUCAACCAAGCGCCAAGUUUCAGAAGUUCCUCUCGUAGCCGGAAUAUCUCAAAAUAUUUGAAAAAAAACACACACUGUUAAGUUACUGGACUAUAUGACUCAAUCCUUAAUCGGUGCCUUUGGUCUCCAUCUGUGAACGUAAUCAAAUGAAAAUUACAAAAAUGUGUUUGUGCUCGACGUGUUUGUAGUCAAAACAUUAGUGCCGCUCUGGAUAUUCUUCCUGAUUCCAAUAACACACCCGAGUGUUCGAGUUGAGCACAAUUUAAAUAUUAACAUGUGUGUUUCAAAUAAACCGUGUGUAUAAAGCAGACGCACGGCUCGAUGUAUAUUUACGUAGGCGAGUCGGGAAUGUAAAUCAUGUUGUAAAUUUUGAUAACAAGGUCUCCGGCAGUUUGUGAACAACUGAAAAGGUUUGUGCGUUAUCGUGGUAGUACUCCAGUGAAUAUAAGAUUUUAUGUGUGUUUUUCUGGGCUUUAAAUGCCUUUUAAAUUGUAAUUGUAAUAUGUGGAUUACUACUUCAUCCGAGGAUCAUAUUAGUUUGGUCAUAAAAGAGAAAGGUUUCCAGAUAUGAUAAGACCAAAAAAUUCCGAUGUCCCGCCGUUCUUCCAACCAGCAGCCAAGGUUUGCUCGUCCUGACCACAAUCCAUAUCAAGUCACAACACUUGCUCCACCUAGAAAUCGUCCAUCAGGAUACAACCACCAUUACUCCCAAAAGCGAUGCCAAAGAAAACCGGGCAAAUACCCACCGCAGACCACUAUAGACAUCGGCUUCAGUGAUGCCACUACCACAGACACCUACUACGACUACUGCGAGCAAGAUGGCAGCACGUUUCAGCACAGCCCGCUACGAGAAAGCAGGGCUACAGACGUCACAUUUUCCGAUGACAGCGGAUCUACUCGCCUGCCAUACUACGAGUUCGAUGACGAGUCGAAUAACGGAUGUUCGAGGAACUCGUUUUCGGAGCACAGCUUUAGACAGGCGGCGAGGUUACAGAGACAAGAUAGGAUUGGGAAACAUGAGGAGGAUAUGGAGGAGGAGGAAGAGUGGGAGGAGAGAUUGUAUCAUGAGAUUCAAACCCCCUGUGAUAAUGGCCCAACUCCGGUUACCGCUAAUGGAAGAAGACUUCCAUUAUCCCGGUUGUCGGACAGACCUCAAAGUUCCAUGAGUUCAGCGCUGACCAAUGCCAUGGUCUAUGGUUGUGGAGGAAAAUGCCAAACAUUUGAGACUAUUUGUUAUUUCGUAUUACAGCUUAUUUUUACUAUGGGAAUCCUUAUUGGUGUAUCGCUAUGCAUAGCUGGUUUGGUCCUAAGAAAAUCAGCUGCUAGAAACUUACAGGUUCUAGUUUAUAUAGGUGUGAUGUUAGCAAUGGUUAGUGCAUUUUUGCUAACCAUUCAAUGUAGAGCAAAAAACACUGCGAGAAGACGAAUUAAAGCCAUCCAAUCUGCCAAGAGGGCACCUAUACAAAUGGAGCAACUGAAUGUGAGGCAUAAUCCUAUGUAUUUAGAAAGGUUGCCUAGCGUUAGAGAGAACCAAAGACUUAGCCAAUUGCCCCAAGUGCACAAUGCCGUAACCAGACCACUUCCACAAAGGCCCCGCAGACUCUCGGAGAAUCAAAAUAGCUUAGUGGAAGAACCAGGUAUUCCAUGGUGGAGACGACGCGAAGUUAUUCAUUUAUAACUUGAAAGUUGUAAUAUAAAUGUAUAUUUUGUAACGGUUAUUUUGUAAAUAGUUAGCAGUACAUAAUUUAUCAAUUUGAUUUGAUUAAAGGCUGAAUAGUUUUUUCAAUGUUAAUUGCAUAAAAUGGGCUUAACAAUUUUUGAGGUUUUAGUGUGAAUUUUUUUAAUUAGAAAAAAUUUGUAUACCUAAUAUACAUUUUAAUUGGUCUUUGCCUGAAAAUUACGCAAAUUUCAAAAAUUAGUUUCCUGAUACGGAAGAUAGUAAGUAGCACUCUUACUAUAUUGACCAAUUUGUUAAUUAUUUUGGAAAUUUUAAAUAAUGACUGUUUUCAGUGAUUCAAUUUUUAGACAGAUUUGUAUUAUUAGGACUACCCUCUA
Anthonomus grandis grandis is the source of this 2069-nucleotide messenger RNA. RefSeq lists its product as uncharacterized. The record is from RefSeq and is a predicted model, not a curated record. The coding region runs from base 604 to 1692 and encodes 362 amino acids. The transcript is spliced from 6 exons. NCBI's taxonomy places the organism in Eukaryota, Metazoa, Arthropoda, Insecta, Coleoptera, Curculionidae.